This is a messenger RNA of Colletotrichum spaethianum, 1053 nucleotides long. Its product is annotated as putative transporter. Bases 1 to 1053 code for a protein of 350 amino acids. Gene Ontology annotation, biological process: transmembrane transport. Gene Ontology annotation, cellular component: membrane. The record is from RefSeq and is a predicted model, not a curated record. Lineage: Eukaryota; Fungi; Ascomycota; Sordariomycetes; Glomerellales; Glomerellaceae. The transcript is spliced from 6 exons. Gene Ontology annotation, molecular function: transmembrane transporter activity.
AUGGUCUUGUGGAGUAUCGUCGCCAGUUGUCAGUUCUGGUUAAGCGGACGAGAGUCGUUUCUUGCUUGCCGAGCGCUUUUGGGUUUACUGCAAGGCGGCUUUAUCCCCGAUGUUAUUCUCUAUCUUUCCUAUUUCUACAAGCAUCACGAGCUCUCCCUGAGGCUUGGGUUCUUCUGGACUGCCAUGAGCAUUGCAGAUAUCUUGUCAGCGAUUCUUGCGUAUGGAAUCCUCCACAUGCGCGGCCUUGAAGGACACGCUGGAUGGAGAUGGCUUUUUCUCGUUGAAGGACUUUUGACGUUGGUGAUCGGCGUCUUUGGAUUUCUUCUUAUGCCAGCCGGGCCUUGUCAGACGGCAAGUUGGUUUCGUGGCAAAAAUGGCUGGUUUACAGAAAGGCAAGCCCCAGAUUCCGCAGAUACGGUCGUUAAACGCUUGCUGACGGAAGAAACCAUCAUGGUCAACAGAGUACUCCGCGAAGACCCCAGCAAAAGCAGCAUGCACAACCGCGAGCCCAUCACUCCACGACUCCUUUGGGACAGUCUCAAGGACUACGAUCUGUGGCCUUUAUACAUUCUGGGCUUAACAUUCCAGAUCCCCAUGACGCCACCAUCUCAGUACCUGACUCUGACACUGCGUAAUUUGGGCUUCGACACUUUCCAAGCAAACCUGCUUGCAAUUCCGUAUACUGUUGGCCACAUGGUCACAAUGCUUGCUAUCACGUAUCUUGGUGAAAUCAUUGGCGAACUCACUCUUGUAUCCAUGUCUGGUCAGGUUUGGGCAUUGCCUUUCUUGAUUUAUCUGAACGUUGUCAACACCUCGGAGGUGAACAGAUGGAUCCUGUAUUCCGUCAUCACUCUUCUUCUCAUGUAUCCUAAUGAUGAUGCACCACUGUACAAACGAGGUAACCGCUCUCUCCUUGGGAUACUUUACUAUAUCUACCGCAACAAGAAGCGUGACAGGACCUGGGAAGGCAUGUCAGAAGCCCAGAGACUUGCCUAUCUGGAGACAACUAAAGAUGAGGGCAACAAGCGUUUGGACUUUCGAUUUAGUCACUGA